Molecule: messenger RNA, 681 nt
Organism: Rotaria socialis
Lineage: Eukaryota; Metazoa; Rotifera; Eurotatoria; Philodinida; Philodinidae
Source: the annotation of a GenBank genome assembly
AUGACGGCAGAGACCAUGACCGAGACGCUUAAUUCAUUGUACACAAAAUCAAAAAGAACGUAUAAACAUCAGAAAGAUAUUCAUAGUGAUAUAUUGACAAACUCUGUAACAUCUUCGACAACUAAUAGUAACGAUUGGCAUCGACUGUUACUAGCUCGACUUAAACCUGGUGUUACACGAAAAUAUCGAACGACCGGAAAAAACGGCACAAUAUCAGACAUCAUUUCGUCAACAUCGUUUGAAGAUCAAAAUGUAACGUUAAAAUCCUAUAUUGAUGAAUCACUUGCUAUUACUCAAUCUCGUCGAGCUUCUGUUGCACAAUCAGAUGCAUUGAAAUCACUUGAUUCAUCAAUAGAAAUUUCAAUGAAACGAGAUAAUCAUUAUGUAAAAAAUUCCUUAUCAAAUCGAUCCGGAAAUACUAUAACUUCACUCAAGCGACGAGUUAGAAAACAGCAAAUGAGAUGUACACAAACUCAACCAAGUUUUAUUCAAGAAACAACAUAUCAACUGCCAUCAUCAACUAAUCUCAUUUUUAUGCCAUACUCUGAUCAAGCCGAAUUAUCGCAUCGUUACAGACCAAAGAAGUGCAGUUCUGUUGUUCAAUUACCACCAUUAAUAAAUGCUAACAAAGCGGUCCCAACUCACACUCGUGAUACUCAAUUGAGUAUCUACGCAUAUUAA